AUGCAGUUUACCUCAUUUUCAAAUGCUUCUACCUCCACUGCUCCUACUGGGGUCUCAUUUGGUGCCCCAACAAAUUUGGUUGGCAUUACUUCUAUACUUUUUACUUUCACUGUUAAUACAAUCAUAACUACUGUGAUGACCUAUGGUCAGCUGGAUGGUCUGGCAAACAAAUGGAGCCUUGAGUUAGAGGAUCAAGAGAAACAUUUUCUUCGCCAGGCCACCCAGGUCAAUGCUUGGGACCAUACAUUGAUUGAGAAUG
Messenger RNA from Delphinapterus leucas (beluga whale), 259 nucleotides. Lineage: Eukaryota; Metazoa; Chordata; Mammalia; Artiodactyla; Monodontidae. The record is from RefSeq and is a predicted model, not a curated record.